Messenger RNA from Scylla paramamosain (green mud crab), 3503 nucleotides. Its product is annotated as transmembrane protein 53-like. Bases 116 to 1099 code for a protein of 327 amino acids. Gene Ontology annotation, molecular function: serine hydrolase activity. The transcript has 7 exons. Lineage: Eukaryota; Metazoa; Arthropoda; Malacostraca; Decapoda; Portunidae. The record is from RefSeq and is a predicted model, not a curated record.
CUCUCUCCCUGUUAGUGUGCCGCCCACCUCGCACCGGCAAAGAGGCAGAGGCAGGAUUGGUGCUAACCGGUGUGCCUAGAGGAUCUAAAGUUAAAUAUAUCGCCAGACUGAUACAAUGGCCGCCAGUAACACACUUUCGACCCUCAGAAGAACUGCGCCUGUUGUGGCAGACUGCUUCAAGAAUGCCAAACUCUACCGGAAAGAAGUGCCUGCCUCCGGAGAAGUGUCGCGGGAGAUGGUGGUGCUGUUCACGUGGCUGGGCGCCAAGCAGAAGCACGCCCACAAGUAUGCCAAGUGCUGGACACGGCGAGGCCACGAUGUGCUGUAUGUCACCACCUCUGUCAGGGACCUGCUCUUCCCCAAGACUGGAGCAGAGGUAACAGCAAAUCGCGUGGUGGACUUCCUGGACAAGAAGGAGUCGGACGUCAUUGUGCAUGGGCUGAGUGUGGGCGGCUACCUCACCCAGCGAGUCCUCAUGGCAGCACGGGAUUCACAGAUCAAAAUAUCCCAUCAAAUAUUCGACAGCUUCACGAACUGUUCGGGAAUGGAGGCUGGGGUUCAGAACGCAGUCCAUCCCAAGUACCGGGGGCUUGCCAGGGCCUUGGUUGGAGUUUAUGUCAAGUAUGCCGAUCUGUCCAGUAUUUAUGAAGCACAGAAGUUUGCCCUGACCUCCCCUUGCAAGGCUCCAGCUUUGUAUCUACACAGUUUAGCUGAUGAGGUGACUCCAUUCCCGGACAUCAGGGGGGUUGUCCAGGCGCAGCAGAAGGCCUCUAUCACCACUACUUACCUAAUCCCUGCCGAGCAGAGAGUGCCCCACGUCUCCCUCCUCAAAUGCCUCGGUGAUGAGAAGUACAUGGGAUACAUUGAUAAGUUUAUAGACGGCUUCAGAGGAUGCAUCACGAAUCCGAACCUCGACCACACGCACUUAGCCACCACGGACUACAUCAUGGACGUCCCAACAUUCUACCCCCGACCGGAUCCUUGUCUCACAAUAAGGGUGUGUCUUAGGUGUCCCAUGGCCUGGUGUUCCAUCGAGUCCUCCCCCAGCGUGCAUCACCAAGAAUCCUCCUGCAGCAUCCCCCUGUGUAGACCUGAGUAGAGCCUUGCAGUGCCACCUGAGGGAGUCAAGUGGUGUCUGACUCCCUAGAUUGGAAGCCCUGUGGUGGUGGGUAGUGUCAAGUGAAAGAACCUCAGGUAAUUGCAUGCUAGGAGAGUAACGUUCUUGAUUUUUUUUUCACUCUAUUUAGUGCUUAGUAUGUUCUUGAUACUUAAUGAUUUGUAGGAUUUGUUUUUUUAUUUUUUGAAGAGUCAUUGAUUCACACACCAAGGGUAUUUAUUGUGCUGGAUUGGGUGACAGAGACAAGGUGUGGUGUGUGUCUUGUCCCAGCCACCCUGCAGUUAAAGAAUUAUUGGCUUGGAAUAAAUUGUCGUUAUUUCCACCAGGGAGGUAAAAGAUUUCCUCCCCAUUUGCCCUUCUCUGCUGGGGUGUAGGUCUUUUCAGGGGUGCCUGUGUCCUGGGGAGGCUGCUGACCAGGGCUGGCAAGGUCCAUUCCCUGAGGUUGGCUUGGAGAGUCGAUAGAACUAAAGGUUUCAGUCAAAUAGCAACUUUUUUUUACAUUAAGAAUUGUCUGUCAAUGUAGAGCAUUAACCAGUGAUGCAUUAUUUCAACAAGUGUCUGUCAGUGAGGCAUAAAUAUUAACCAGUGACUCAUUAUUCCAGCAAAUUUGUCAGUGAAGCAGAAUCAUUAACCGGUGACACAUCAUUUCAACACACGUCUCUCAGUAAAGCAUGAUCAGUAACCAGUGAUGCAUUCUUUCAGCAAGUGUCUCAUUAUUUGCCUCCAUCAGAACACUAAGGGACCAAGGACUUGCUCUGCACAGUACAAUUACAUGCUAUCAAUUUUGGUGAAGUCUUGGGGGCAGAAUUUGAGUAGAGGGGAGGAGGAUACAUUCAGGCAGGACCUGUUCACUGUGUGUGAGGGCAGAGUCGCCCUUCAGUAGCGGUUAGUGGUUCGCUGUGCACUGCCUUACCUGAGGUUCUUUCAGCAGAGGGACCACAAAAGCCUCACUAUUGAACACAAAUAUUGGAGAAUCAUGAUACUAUUUUAAUGUACUAUAUGUACUCUGAUGAGGAAGUCUUUUAUAUCAAUAGUUUUAAUUUUAUAAUGAAUAUAUAUAUGAGAAUCAUACAUGAAUUUAUUGUGUGUGUAACUUCGUACGUACUCAGAAAUGACCUAUAUAUAUAUAUAUAUAUAUAUAUAUAUAUAUAUAUAUAUAUAUAUAUAUAUAUAUAUAUAUAUAUAUAUAUAUAUAUAUAUAUAUAUAUAUAUAUAUAUAUAUAUAUAUAUAUAUAUAUAUCUAUAACUAGAGGCAGGUGAACAUAAGGUGUUAUAAUAUAUAUCUGUGUUAGGUGUUAUUAAUGCUACCUUAACCUUGCCUCUGUGUCUCAAGGAAAGAAGUUUACAAUGGAACUGUGCCUGUGUUUAUGAAAUACAAUGUAGGGUACAACUUACAGGACACUGUAACCUGUACACCAAAAAAAAUGAAUUGCUGCUUUUUUUUAAUAUACAAAGGGAAACUGACCAAGGGUAAAAAUGAAUCCAGGAAAUAAAAGGUCCACUAAUUGUCUCUCUUAGAAUAGAAACAUACUUGAAUUCCCUGUCUUGGAGUGUCACAGAUGGAAAAUUGGUCUAAAGGCAGAGUACAUCUUUAAGAAACACCCUGACUGGGGGGUGAAACCCUUUGUACAAUGAUAAAGUAAUAAUAGGAAUAAGCAAUAGGAGCUAAUGAUUGUAAGGUCUCAAGAUAAAUCCCUUGUCUUAGAGUGUCACAGAUGAGAAAAUGAUUUAAAAGCAGGAUAGAUCUUUGGGGAACACCUUGGUUGGGGAGAGAAGUCCUUGACAGAUAUAAAGAAAAACUUUUAGAUGAUGAGAUGUAAUGAUUUUGAGUUCCUGAGACAGGAAAUUGAUGUAAAGACAGAGUAGAUUCUUAACCCUUGUUGCGGAGUGAAACCCUUAACACAGGUAUGAAGAACAGGCAUUAGAUGGUCAGACCUAAUGACUGCAAGAUCCUCAGAUGAUUUCCAGGGUCCUUACACCUCCACACCUCCACUGAUUAGAAUGUGGAUGAUGUGGGUCAAGUGUGUGGAUGUGGAUGUGUGGAUGAAGUAUAAAAAUGACCUUGGAAGCACAUAGAGCCAGGUGCAAGUGCCUAAUUAGAGAAGAGGCAGGUUAAUUAUAGCUACACCUGUUGGUAGAUGAGAAUAACACCUGUGUGCUUCUGCCGACAUGCUAGGGAUGAUGCGGCACACUUUGGGGCAAUUAAUGUGAUAAACAACAUUGACAUCAACGAUUUACCGGGAAUCCUAAGAUAUUGAAGGUUUCCGACAUCCACACGAGAUUUUCCAGCACAGGGGUGUUUUGGUUCUCAUCUGAAUGGGUUGCUGUUGAGUCAGAGAUGUACUGUGAGAGGAUGGAGAAUAAAGUAUAUGAUGUUUGAAGUGGA